Messenger RNA from Gamsiella multidivaricata, 1070 nucleotides. RefSeq lists its product as uncharacterized. Gene Ontology annotation, biological process: mitochondrial respiratory chain complex IV assembly. Lineage: Eukaryota; Fungi; Mortierellomycota; Mortierellomycetes; Mortierellales; Mortierellaceae. The transcript has 3 exons. The coding region runs from base 459 to 815 and encodes 118 amino acids. Gene Ontology annotation, cellular component: mitochondrial intermembrane space. The record is from RefSeq and is a predicted model, not a curated record.
GAAGUGAAAGCUUGACUCAUGACCUGAACCUCUUUUGGACUUUAACAUGACAAACAAGGUUUUGCUGAAGCGAAGAGGCUCACUUCCGAGAUAGAAGUCACAAUGAGGAAUGAGAAUGCCUCCCUCCCUCUUUCCCUCUCCUCCAUGGGGACUGCCGUUUCCCCCCGUUUACUUCGUGCGAACAAAGGACCCGGACACUGAUCAGCAAUCUCUUUACACAUUCACACAUUCACACACACAAAAGAUUGAUUCAUCCCCACAGAACCACUCAUCGCCGCGACCUGAACUUUCUUGACCACUGCUUUUCCUCACCUUCCGUAGCUAGACCUAUUCGGGGGAGGUUUUUUUUUUCUCUUCAACUGCUCUUGAUACAAUUUUUAUUUAUUUCUUUUGAAGUGAGCAAAGUAAAGGCUAUUAGAUACAGAACAUCAUUCAUACACACAGAACGAAUAUCAGCCAUGAGUUUCGGACGGCCUCCAAGCUUUAUGACCUUCUCGGCCGCUCCUCCAGACCGCGGCAGCUUCCCUCUCGACCAUGAAGGCGAGUGCAGCGCGUUCAUGAAGGAAUACCUCAACUGUCUGAAGGAGAACCAGAACAACAACGGGAUGUGCAGACAUCUUUCCAAGAAAUACCUUAACUGUCGCAUGGAAAAAGGUCUAAUGGGAACGGAUAGUUUCAAAAACUUGGGCUUCCAGGAUGAUGAUGAGGAUGAUGAGGAUGAUAACAAGGGGGCCAAUGCAAGGGCAACAUCAUCGACACCUCAGCAGUCUUCAAAAGGGGCAACAACAGCAACAACCACAACAACAGGAAGAUAGAGCAAGAUUCCCCUUGUUUGCACUGCCGUAGCUAAUGCAAAGAUUGCAGAAUAGAAUAAGGCAUUUACAAAAUCACACAAGCCUACUGAAGCGGACUCAUGCAGCCAUGCAGUCAAGGUUUUGAAAAACAGGUCGGGGGAACUCGUUCUUCGUUCACCACAAUAGAGAGGUGAGGAUGGGGGAAGGUAGUGAUGGAGAAGUCUUGGCGCACGGCAUACCAUUGGAACCAUGGCUAAAAAAAAAAAAAAAAAAAAA